Messenger RNA from Fimicolochytrium jonesii, 1964 nucleotides. RefSeq lists its product as uncharacterized. The record is from RefSeq and is a predicted model, not a curated record. Lineage: Eukaryota; Fungi; Chytridiomycota; Chytridiomycetes; Spizellomycetales; Powellomycetaceae. Gene Ontology annotation, molecular function: rRNA (uridine-N3-)-methyltransferase activity. The coding region runs from base 14 to 1768 and encodes 584 amino acids. The transcript has a single exon. Gene Ontology annotation, biological process: rRNA base methylation. Gene Ontology annotation, cellular component: cytoplasm.
CUUACAGGGAAUUAUGGGAAAGACGAGUUGCUACUCCUCGCUCACUUUACUCGAAGCUUUCACGCCGACCGAAAGAAUGAACGUCAGCGACUUACAACCGCCGGUGGUCCCGCCUCCCAGCGGGGCAACCCUCGACUCCGACCUCCACUCCGACCUCCACUCCGACGUCGACCGGCCUUUCCGAGUCCUCAUUCUAGGAGACGGCAACUUCUCCUUCUCCCUCGCCUUAUGCCGCCUGCUGUUUCCCAAACCGGUCGCUCACAGCGCCAUAUCCCACUCGCACUCGAAACCUCACUCGGAUGUGCAUUCCCUCCCUUACAACCGCAUCCCUCUCGCCCUACUCGGCCUCCUACCUUCCUCCACCGCAGCAACAACCCCACAACCCCGCCGUCGCAUCCUAAUCACCUCAACCUCCUUCGACGACCGUACAGAGCUCCUCGGCAAAUACCCCGAAAGCCGCGAAAUCCUCGAAUCACUGCAAGGCGACUGGCUCCGGAACGUAUGCGGGGUCGAAGUCCGCCACGGUGUCAACGCCUGGGAGUUGAGCAAAGCCUUUGAGAACCAGCUCGCGGAAGCAGAGGGAUUCGAUUGCGUGAUCUGGAAUCACCCGCAUCUAGGAACGGAGGAUUUCCGGCUCCAUCGGUUCCUUAUGGCGCAUUUCUUCGAUUCCGUCGCGUCCGUGCUGCGUAGACAUCCUCUUGCAUCCGUAUGUGUGUCGCUGGUCGAUGGUCAGGAGACGCGCUGGGAUGUCGUGGCACAGGCGGCUCGGUCGGAAUUGCGGUUGAACCAGGUAGCGAUGUUUGAUGAGCGGUUAUGGCCGGGAUACGUGGUUAAGCGGAACAAGCACGGCGGGAGUUUUAAGAACGGCUUGACGAGGCGGAACCACCAUAGCGAGAUGAAGAGUCGGUUGUUCAGGUUUGGAUGGGGAGAGGGGAAGGUCGUGUGGAAGGGGAUGGAGGAGACUUCCGUGGAUGCUCUCUUGGUCCCUGGCCUAGACGACGGUUUGGAAGCUCCCACCGAGACAUCACAAACGAACGGAACGACCACCGGUCCCCAUCCCAAACCCCCAAAACCCACCCUCGACAUAACCCCCAGCAGCCCCGCCUCCACAACCCCCACCUCCCGCCACACCGCCAAACAACGCCGCCUCGCCCUCAUCCCCGCCUCCCUAACCUGCCCACACUGCCUCAAACAACUCGACACAGCCCGCGGAUACACCCAACACGUCCACAUGGUGCACACCCUCCAGAAAUUCGGCGCGGACUGGUCACCCGAUAAAGACGCGGCGAAGAAAUAUAAGUGUGAGAAGGAUGGGUGCGAGAGGCUGUUUGCGACGGGGGAUGCGAGACGGCAGCAUUGGGUGAAUAGACAUACGACGGUUGGGAGGGAGGAGUUGCCUGUGCAGGUGGGGAACUUGGAACCGAAUCCGCGGCCUUCACAGAUGUUGCCGCAUCCCCCUGCUGAUGAUGCGGUAACGGCAGAUACGAUCGAUACAACCCCCGCAGCAGACUACGACUACACACCCUGCCCCAUCUGCGGUCAAGCGGUCGUGCGGCGUUCCUGGGGGAUGCAGCUCCAUCUCGAGACGCUUAAACCCGCUGUGGGAUUGAACAUGCAGUGUCCUUUAUGUGUCGCGGAUGGGAAUGGGAAAGGGAGUGGGAAGGUGAGGGGCUUUAUUGAGAGCAGGGCGUUGUUUCAGCAUUAUAAGUUUUGUAGGGAGGCGAGGAAGGUGCGGGUGGAGGGUGGGGAAGGAGAGCCGGCGGUUUAAGGUUACUGCCUUCAGGUGUCGUGAUUGGAAUCACGUAGCAGGGACGAACUUUGUUGUGACAUAGAUUAUGUAAGACAUAUAGAAACUGGAGACGGUGUGCCAGGGGAGUGGUCUGUCACAUAUGGAGGUGUAUUUCGAUCUCUCCACAAUUCGAAUAAGGCCUAACUGCACAUCCAUACAUCCGUACAUCCCUCCA